CUGGAAUCAUGGGAGGUCGGUAAAUUGAAAUCCCUAGACAGGCGGAUUUAAUUUCAGGAAACUACACAUCGGAGGCUCCGCCAUCGUCUGAAUCUCUUAUAAAACCGACCAUCAGGCAUCAGCGAUGACCGGCGAAAUAUGAACGGAAACAAGAACAGGAGAUCUUCCGCCGUCGGUGACAGGUCGAGAGGCACAACCUCCAGCGACGUUUCCGUCGGGGAAAUGAAGAAGAAAUCGACGCCGGGAGUGGGUAAUAAGGACGGCGGCGGGUGGUCGCUGAGAAACGCUCAUUUCACGACGUGGACGGCCGGGGAUGCGUUGAGUGUGGCGAGGCAGCACACCGUACUGUGCGCCUUCUUCUUCGCGGUUCUGUCAUUCAUGGGGGUGGAGUACACCCUGCGCAUGAUACCGCACAAUUCUCCGCCGUUCGAUCUCGGGUUCGCCGCCACAGUCCACUUGCACCGCACGCUUGCUUCAUCGCCGGCGGUCAAUACGCUCCUGGCGGCCCUGAAUACGGCAUUCGUGGGGAUGCAAACGGCUUAUAUCAUUUGGGCGUGGGUAAUUGAAGGGCGCCCAAGAGCCACAAUCUCGGCUUUGUUCAUGUUCACCACCAGAGGAAUUCUGGGCUAUGCUACUCAGUUACCUUUGCCUCAGGAUUUCUUGGGAUCAGGAGCUGAUUUCCCAGUAGGGAAUGUGUCUUUUUUCCUGUUCUACUCAGGGCAUGUGGCGGCUGCUGUGAUUGCUUCUCUUGACAUGAGGAGGAUGCAGAGGAUGAGAUUGGCACUGGUCUUUGAUGUGCUCAAUGCUUUGCAAGCACUUAGGCUGCUCACCACCAGGGGUCACUACACCAUUGAUUUGGCUGUAGGUGUUGGUGCCGGUCUGCUCUUCGAUUCUCUGGCCGGAAAGUAUUUAGAACAUAAAAAAUUGAACUCUUGAUGAUAUCUGUCACUUGGCAUUUGUAGUGUUAAAUUUUGUUACUCCCUAUUUGAUAUUCUGAAUAAACCAUAGCCGAAAUUAAUCUUUUACUGGCCUUGUAUGUAUCUGAAUUCACACUGCAUUGCGAAUGUCUAUUCUCAGUGGUUGAAAAUUGAUCAGACUGUUCCGUUUUUUCAUGGAUUUUUCUACUCAGUUUCAUGGGAUUUUGGUUGAAUCUAUACAACCUUAAUUUGGGAACGUCUGAAGAUGCGUUUUAUGUCCGCCAAUCUUGCUAGCUGUAUGGAGUUGAAAUGACUUUUAUCGCAUGUUCAGACUUCAGAAUACAGAAUCUUAGAGUCUGGAUUACUAUCCCUCGAUGUGAAGGUCAUGACAGAUUCACUUGCAGCUAAUAACUCUCCAGUUUCCAUGAUCUUCUUCGGUACACCAUUCUUGGGCUCGAUUUGGAAUAUGAGCCCUGGUUACUUCUGUCUCGUAUUUUCCUGGAUCCCUUACUUCUGAUGAUCUCUCCGUAUGAAGCUUAUUGCACAAGAAUAACAUGUCUUAUUUCCCUGGGCAGAGGAUGCUUCUGCAUAUUCUCAUCUAUCAGGUCUUUGUUGCAGCCUCUUCGGGAACUCUCCUGUAUCCUGACCACCAGUUUCCUUAGACAGAAACAUGAGUCUUCUGUGUAAUUUCAAUGUCCUAGUUGUCUGUAGAUACAUUUGUCUCCACUAAUAUCAUAACUAAACAUGUCUAGAUGCUCACUGAAUUCAUUCAACUCAUUUCCCAACAAUGUCUUGCAUCCUUGUCUCAACCUUUAAUAUCCAAAAAUGAUGCCACACUCUAUCCCUUUAAAGGAAGCAACAUAUACAUUGUUUCCAUAAAAAAAUGUUUUAUAAUUCCUCCCUAAAAAUGUUGUAAGCC
Molecule: messenger RNA, 1836 nt
Organism: Cuscuta epithymum
Lineage: Eukaryota; Viridiplantae; Streptophyta; Magnoliopsida; Solanales; Convolvulaceae
Source: the annotation of a GenBank genome assembly